AACCACGACAUACGCGCCUCGGUUGCUGAUCAGGAGGGGCAUAUUCUUAAAGAGUGGGGGGAGACGUCAGAAGGGUUGUAUGAAGUGCUCGCCCAGAGCGGCACAAAGGCCAUCGUUGCUUGUCUUGACAACACCUACGCACAUUACACCCCGAAGCUUGUUGUUUUUCACUUCCGUUACCAUGUCGACUACACAUCUGUGGCAAAGCAGUCGGAGCUGGACCCGGUGGAGCGAAAAGUGGAGCAUAUUUCUUCCUUGAUGCGUCAGGUGGAGUCGCUUCAGAUGCUCUUGCGUACACAGCAGAAGGAGCAUCGGGCGACGGUGGAGGAGUCGAGCGAGCGCCUGCUCAUAUGGAGUGUGUUCCAGGUUCUUACACUUGUUAUCAUGAGUUGCUUCCAGCUGUACUUCUUGAAGCGAUACUUAGAGCGUAAGUCGUUUGUGUGA
Molecule: messenger RNA, 444 nt
Organism: Trypanosoma cruzi
Lineage: Eukaryota; Euglenozoa; Kinetoplastea; Trypanosomatida; Trypanosomatidae
Exons: 1
Biological process (GO): intracellular protein transport; Golgi organization; endoplasmic reticulum to Golgi vesicle-mediated transport
Cellular component (GO): Golgi apparatus; endoplasmic reticulum; endoplasmic reticulum-Golgi intermediate compartment
Source: RefSeq, a predicted model, not a curated record